GGCAACACAGCCUGGUUAAAACACCUUGGCCGACAGAGUUUGAGCUCAUUUGUGGCCGAAACCGCGUGAAAGUUGUACGCUACCGCGAAGCUCCAACGACGCAGAAAAGCAAAAAGAACACAAUAAAAAUUAAUAAAGUAAAAGAGUUCACGGUACAAAAAGUCAAAUUAGAAGCGCCACUCCCGUGUCUGUGUGUGUUUCUUCACAUAAAUUUUAGCGUUCGAUUAACUUAAAGAGCGCGCUUAAAGCAUACUUAUAUAUUCUUGGCUGUGCGUUACGGGUGAAUUUUCAAGUCUUGACCUAAUUUUCGUGCUGUUGGCAUUCCAGUGAUAUUUUUUGUUGCUGUCGCUGUCUGUUGUCUGUUGGCCUUCGAAGUUCGAAGAAACGGCGCGUUUUCGUUGCUCAAAGUGAAAUUGUUUGUUACUUAAAUUCUGUUGGACGCACGUCAGUUACGUUUUAUUGCACUUUCGCUGGCAGCGAUCGCCACAGAGACCACAGUCACUCAUACUAACUGUAAAGACGGUGUUAAUUAGGAUCAGUCUUUAGCAGGUGUUAACUAUUUUGUGCGUGUGUGUUUCGUUUCUUUUCAUAAAAGAUCUAACACUUUUACUUUCCGCGCGUUGAAAAUAAAAUCAAUAAAUAUGUUUAAACUCGGUUUGGUUGCGAUUUUAACAUUAAUCAGUUGGAUUUCCACAAACGCGCAGGACGAUGUGCAACCCUAUUUCCUACAACAAUGCCCGCGCGAUGAGGAAUACGUUAAUGAAUGCUUGCGCGACAGUGGCAAUAAAUUGGUGCACUACUUGCGGCAGGGCGUACCAGAGCUGGAUAUCUAUGAUAUCGAACCAGUUGUCAUUGAUGAGAUUGGUAUUGUGCUUGGCAGCGGACCGGAUGGUUAUCGUGCGCUAUUCCGUAAUAUACAAGCAUAUGGUGUUAGUAAUAUAACGGUAACCAAUGUGCGUUCCGAUUUGGAGACACUACAAUUCCAGUUGACUUGCGAAAUUCCACACAUUAAAGUACGUUCGCAAUACCGCUCGACCGGCGUCUUGAUUUUGGUGAAAGCCUCAGGUGCCGGUGAUUAUUGGGGCGAAUAUGAUGGCGUCAAAGCAAAAAUUUACUUCAAAGCCAUUCCGAAUUUGGCUGACGAUGGACGCACAUACCUAACAGCCGAUCAGGUUAAAAUGGAUUUCAAUGUAAAAGAAAUAAAAAUGGGUGUGGAUAAUAUUGCUAAUGGCAACACAGUGAUACAGGCUGCAUUGAAUCUCUUCAUCAAUUCCAAUGCACAAGAGCUGUUGAAGGAAAUGAAGCCCGCGCUACGUACCAAACUCACGCUGGUUAUACGCAACUUCAUGGAUCGGUUAUUUGCGAAAAUACCGCUCGACCAAUGGGUCAAUCUUAAUUAGUAGUGGCCCACAACAGGCCAAGUUCUCUUUAAUUAAAAGUAAACAUACAACACUUACUGGUUAAUUAGCUUAGCUGUAAUUUAAUGUAUGCUUAAAUUAGCAAUUAGUCAUAAUUAUUUAUUUAAAUAAAGUAUUUGAGAUAUUGAAAGGUAAUCAUUUAGUUCGAAAAUUAUUAAUGUGCGACAAAUUUAAAUAAUCGAUUUACAAUUUCACAAAUAAAUGUAAUUUAUUACUUAUGAAUUAAAUACA
Zeugodacus cucurbitae (melon fly) is the source of this 1649-nucleotide messenger RNA. It is a transcript of the gene Jhbp2, whose product is annotated as protein takeout. The record is from RefSeq and is a predicted model, not a curated record. The coding region runs from base 642 to 1400 and encodes 252 amino acids. The transcript has 6 exons. NCBI's taxonomy places the organism in Eukaryota, Metazoa, Arthropoda, Insecta, Diptera, Tephritidae.